Messenger RNA from Trichoderma virens Gv29-8, 1323 nucleotides. RefSeq lists its product as uncharacterized. The record is from RefSeq and is a predicted model, not a curated record. The transcript is spliced from 7 exons. Bases 1 to 1323 code for a protein of 440 amino acids. Lineage: Eukaryota; Fungi; Ascomycota; Sordariomycetes; Hypocreales; Hypocreaceae.
AUGGGAGCAUCUCGCAUACACUCCGGCCAUGUCAAUGGGCCGAGAAUCCAGCCAUUAGGUGCCUACACCGGCUACUCGAAGAAGAGGCAGAACCGACGGCUGAAUGUGGCGACGACGUUUGUGGUGACGGGUGACGGUGAUGGUGAUGGUGAGGCUGUUGUUAGCACCGGCCUAGCAGCAAUUGUGCCUGAUUCCGGGGUUGGUUGGAGUAUGCACGCAACCGGUAUGGAGAACUGGAGCACGUUGUAUCCGUCUGCAUGCCAGAUGUGGAAGAACUUUCAGGCUGAGAAGGGAAGACAUUGGACUACUACUCCGUACUCGUCUGCCCCGAUGAAACCCUCAAAACGGGCUGUUCCCAGAGGAGAGGACUCAACUGCACAAGUAUCGGUACCCGUGCAUCGACGGCAUCUCGGACCGCCAUUGGCGACCCCAUGCACGGGGGCUCGUCCCGCGCUCUCAGACACCAGCGGCAGUGGCACAGGUCUCACAGGGGGGUUGAGCGCCGAAAUGGUGGGCGUCUCGCGCACAAAGAGCAAGUACCUGUACAUAGUACCUCUGCUUGGACACCCACCACCAACAUGCAACGAAGCAGAAAAAUCACCUCAACGGUGCGAGGGGGAUGCCAGCAGCUCACUUCGUGUAAAGCGCCAUGACGAUGAAUUGGGCGUAAAAAUUGGAUGCCUCUGUAUGCUGCAUGAGGCACUUGUGAACCAACGUGCAUCUACACCGUAUGUAUCAAACCAGAAGGGAAAAUCUAUUUGGGAGACAAGGAAACAUUGGAGCCCCAGCAUCUCGGCGAUGAGAAAAGGCCAGGGAUCUGCACGCAAAGAGGUUACCGCCCUUGUCGAUUUUCAUCCAUCGUCUUCGGUUUUUGCCGAGUUCCCUGGCAACCUGGGAAGCCUUGCUUUCUUGGGGGGUGGUAGCCUCAGAGGCAUACUUUGGAGCCCUGCAAAAGUGACGGCCACUAUGCAAGUGACAGGUUACUCGGCCAUGUACAUUGGACGCUUCGCCGUGGUACCGGUACAUGCGACGCUUGGUUGCCCCAUCUGCGAACAGCAAUUUUUCUCGCAGAGCCCACCCGCAAGCACCAGCUCGAAAAAACGGUCAACGAAUUCGCCCGCUCUUGUGGCUGCCGCCUUCCAUUCCACUGCAACAACUCUCAUGCUCAUACUGUGCAUAUUUGGAAUGCUUGUACGACUACGGAGUACAGCGCCGGUACUUUUGCCCUCGAUCCAAUUUCAAAUCACCCUCCAAACCCACAUUCUUCAACGAGCCCCUCCCGCGGCUGAAGCUGCCGCGCCCCGCUUGCAUCACCGACUUUAA